This is a messenger RNA of Halichondria panicea, 1882 nucleotides long. Its product is annotated as outer dynein arm-docking complex subunit 3-like. NCBI's taxonomy places the organism in Eukaryota, Metazoa, Porifera, Demospongiae, Suberitida, Halichondriidae. The record is from RefSeq and is a predicted model, not a curated record. Gene Ontology annotation, biological process: outer dynein arm assembly; cilium movement. Bases 108 to 1745 code for a protein of 545 amino acids. The transcript is spliced from 11 exons. Gene Ontology annotation, cellular component: ciliary basal body; ciliary rootlet; ciliary tip.
GUCUCAAAACGAGGAGGUGUGAAGCCGUACAGUUGACUGGUUGCUAAGCAACACUUGUACAAGACCUUGUAAUUGUACAUAAGCCAAUACCAAUAAACAAACAAGAGAUGUCUUCCAAUGUAACCGAUGAAAUUGAUGAGCUCAAAAGAAGGAUUGCCCUCAUAGAUGGAGAUAGGAAGGCUUACUCUGAGAGCUCCCAAUGGGCCAUCAAGCAGAACAAGGAACUCAUCGCUCAACUCAGGGCAGAGAAUAAACAGAUCAGAACAAAGCUAUCCAACCGAAUGAAGGCUGAUGAUGAUGUGGUGGGUGAUGUGUUCCAAGCACACAACACUUCAAUACCGGCAGAGCUCCACGGUCUCACUGGGGAGGCUGCACUGAAGAAGUUUGACCAGACUAUCUGUGAGAUGAUCAAGAAACGCAAUGCAUUGCAUCACGUGAAACGCUCUCGAGAGAAAACACUGUCUCACCUAGAGAUGCAAAUAUCUCACAUGGACAUGGAGGAAGAGAUGAUUCUUUCAACACCAGCGGGUGAUUCUGAGGAGGCUAAACAACUGAGGCAGUUGGAGAACAGACUGGACAAAGCUGUCAUCAAAAACAACGAGGCAUCGCACAUUCGAAAAACUUAUGAGGUUAUACUACAAAAGUUGCAGGAAGAGAGGCUGGGAUUUGACAGGGAGAUUGCUGAUCUUGAGAAGGCCAUCAAAACGAGAAGCAAGGAUUUGAAAGAACUGGAAAACAUGUGCAACGAUGCACAGCUGGCCAGAGACAUGGCAAAGGCUGAGUUAUCUCGCCAAGAGCAGAGCAUGACUGAGUCUCGGAGAGAGAGAGACAAAGUGCUGGCUGAGUACCGGAAGCAGGCAAACGAGAAGAAAGACUUUGCUGAGAAAGUGGAUCGCAGGUUGAGACGUACUUCAGUAGCUCAAUCUGUCGGCCUAUCGGCUAUAGGACAGACAAACACAGCUCAAGAAGUGCAGGAGGCAAAGAUCUCAUCCUACGAAGAAGCUCUAGCCAAGAUCAAAGAUGCCACUGGAGUGUCAGACAUCCAGGAGGUGGUGGAUAGGUUCCUGAACCAGGGGGACACUAAGAGACAUUUGGAGCAGCUGAGAGAGGAGAACACUAAGGUGGUGUCACGGCUCAAGGAGGAGAGGGAGAAGCUGCAGGCACAGUUUGAGGACCUCAAGUACUCGGGAGAGGCAAAGAUGUCUACUGGUCAGCGUAUGCUUGAGGAGUUCCAAGGUCACCUUGACGAUGCCAAGAGGAAGUGUGCUGAGAGUGAGAGUAAAACCAAGAGUGCCAAUAAACUGUUGGGACAGGUCAACAACGGAGUGGAGCAUCUCACAGAGAAGAUGCAGCACAUCAAAGCACCUCACUCUCAUGCCCUGAAGCCCAAGCUCUCCCCUGACAGUGAGGAGUAUGUGAUAGAACAGCUGAGCAGUGUGGAGGGCAAGUUAGUGAGUCUAGCGGAGGAGCUCUCUAGUAGGGACCUGGACACUGUCCACAAGGAGAUGGAGGACGAGGAGUUCCGCCAUGUUGUCGAGGGCGGUAUGGCUGGCAAUGUGAAGGUGGACCUACCAAAGAUGGGCUCACGACAAAUGUUCUAUGACGAGGACAGUGGUAGCGAUGAGGAGUUUGUGAGCAGAGAUCUCAUGAAGAAAACAACCACUGCUCUAGUGGAGUCUAAGACAAAGGCUAAACCUCAGGACGAUGACGAUGAGGCUGAUGCUAAGAAGAAAAGAAAGAGAUGAACUUACUAACUCAACAUGGACACUCGGACUGUUUAAUUAUUGAUUAUGUAUACAGUUUAUAAAUUCCUUUGUUAACGUAACUCUCUUAUCUGUAUACAUGACUGUGGUUCUAACCAAGAAUGCUAUUAUAUUAUAAG